UCUGUCUUGUUUUCUAGCUUUUUGUUUGAUUGUGUUAAAUCAAGAUUUUCUUGAUUCUUGAUUGAUUACCCAGUCAAGAAGUUAAUCGUUAAUUUCUUUAUUGGUUAAUUACAUUAUCAUUAUUAUGGGUCAUUUUUUUAUUAUUGACUACACGCUAAAUAUGUCUCCUUUUCAAUGAUUAAUCGAUGGGUUUUUUCUAUUUUGAUCUGGGCUUGUCUUGAAUUGUUAUUAUUUUUUAGUAAAGAGGAGGAGUUGUGUUCUUGGGCAUGUUUUCCUUUCUGUCUCCUGCUUUGAUCAGAUUACUUUUUUUGAAACCAUGCCAACAAUGUUCUUGCUCCUUAGCCUGUUUAUAAGGGGGUUGAAAUACCCGUUUUUGACCCUGAGACCAUGUGGUUCCCUUUAAACAAAAGUCUUUAUAUUGGACCCACCUUAUUCCAUAUAGAGCCCAUAUAGUGUUGAAGGCAGUUAACAUGAUACUGGAAGCUAGUUUAUUGGGCCAUUGUCCUUCAGCUAACUUGCAGGUCUUCUUACAAUCUGUUUUAGGCAAACAGGGAAGUCAGGCCCUUGUAUUUAUACAGGAUUUAUAUGAUGUAACAAGGAAGGCCUUGCUUCUGUUUGAGAGAGUUGGUUUGUCACAUAAGGUACUGAUGAUGGUGAAAAUUUACCAUGGAUUUGUUUCUGCACAAUCAAGUGGUCUUCUCAGGGACAGACAAAAAUUUCCUGUCGCAUAAGGAUCAACGGAACUUGAAGUUUGCAUCUGCUGCCUGCACAAUAAUAGGAACCCAAGAAUUCUGUAAUGCAGGCAAGUACCUGCUGGACUUGUGUUAAUUUAUGCAUGGUAUUGCAAUGACAAAACAAUGAUCCAGGCCCUCUCAAAUGGCUUGAGCUAGUGUGUGCAAAACUUGGUAUUACAUUGACUGGUACAAGAUAACGAUGUUGUGUUUAGUUUGUUUGCUUUCGUUCAUGUGUAUCAUUUGUUGUCUCCAUCGCAUGUUGAACAUGUUCUAUAUCAAUGGUUUUCAUGAAAUUCAUUAGUGAUUAUUAUCACUACAGGGAAGUCAGUUUUCAAAGCCGUCGUCAAAUCCUGUACUGGAUGUUCUGUCAUUUCUUAUUUGCUGCAUAAAGUGGGAACUCAUUUUUUGAGUUAAGAUGGCACCCCUUGAAGAGAAGAACCAGCUCAUUAGUACUCCAGAAAACCAGAUGGCAACACUUGAAGAAAAGAAUCAGUUGAUUGCUCCUCCAGAAUAUCAGAUGGUGACUCUUGAAGAGAAGAAUCAGCUAGUUGCUGCUCUAGAAUACCAGAUGACAACCUUUGAAGAGAAUAGUCGCUCCACGCCUGGUCCUGAAACACAGCCUAGCAAGCGGAGGAAAAGGAAGUCCAUGGUUUGGGAGCACUUCACCAUAGAAACUGUAAGCUCCGACUGUAGAAGGGCAUCCUGUAAGCAGUGCAGGAAAAGCUUUGCUUACAGCAUGGGUUCAAAAGUAUCUGGUACCAGCCAUCUAAAACGUCACAUUGCCAAGGGAACUUGUCUAGCAUUACUAAACAAUCAGGGGAAUCGACAAACACCAGGUACACCAACGAUGAAUGGAAAUAGCAAUUUGUCUGAUCCACCAAGACGUCGUUACAGAUCCCGAAACUCAGCCAGCAUUUCAUUUGAUUUUGACCGUUUCAGCCAAAAAAUUGCCAGAAUGAUGAUCAUGCAUGAUUACCCUCUUCACAUGGUCGAACAUCCUGGAUUUGUAAAUUUUGUCAAAAGUCUUGAACCGAGAUUUGACAUGGUGAGCUUUAAUACAGUCCAAGGAGAUUGUAUCUCAGGUUACUUGAGGGAAAAGCAAAAGGUUAUGAAGUUUAUCGAGUGUUUGCCUGGACGUGUUUGCCUUACAUUGAACGUGUGGACAUCUAGCCAAAGCUUAAGUUAUGUGUUUAUAACAGGACACUUCAUUGAUGGUGACUGGAAGCCACAGAGGCGGAUUCUCAAUGUGGCGACGGAACCAUACCCUAACUCGGAUGCAGCUCUUAGCCAUGCCGUUGCUAGUUGCCUAUCUGAUUGGAAUUUGGAAGGCAAGCUAUUUUCUAUCACUUUCAAUCAUCCAGUGUGUGAAUCUGGGCGUGAAAACCUCAGAUCUCUACUCUGUAUCAAAAAUCCCCUUAUCAUCAACGGUCAGUUACUGUUUGGGAACUGCAGUGCUCAUGCAUUAAGCAGCUUUGCAAAAGACGUGCUGUGGGAAGGGCGAGAGAUCAUUAAGAAAGUCCGUUACAGUGUAAAGUAUGUGAAGACCACAGAAUCCCAUGAGCAAAAGUUCCGUGAGCUCAAGCAACAGCUUCAGGUCCCCAGUGAAAAAGGCCUGUCUCUUGAUAACCAAGCUCAAUGGAACACGACAUAUCAGAUGCUGGUUGCGGCUUCAGAGUUAAAGGAAGUGUUUUCUUGCUUGGAUACUUUCGAUCCUAAUUACAAAGAGGCUCCAUCCAUGAAAGACUGGAAGCGAGUGGACAUUAUGUGCACAUACUUAAAACCUCUUUUUGAUGCAGCCAACUUCCUUGCCUCUAGAACAGGCGCAGCACAAAAUACAUUCUUUCACGAAGUCUGGAAGAUGCAUGAUCUGUAUCAUUCUAUUACAAGCCAUGGGGAUCCCUUUGUCAUAAGUCUUGCUAAAAUAAUGCAAGAAAAGAUGGACAAAUAUUUGAAGGAGUGCAUCCUGGCUUUGGCAAUUGUUGUAGUCAUGGAUCCUCGAUUUAAGAUGAAGUUGAUUGAGUUCAGUUUUCUGAGAUUCUACGGUGAAGAAGCUGGCAAACAUGUAAAGAUCAUUGACGGUGGGCUCCACGAACUGUUUCUUGAAUAUGUGAGACUUCCUCACCCUCUUAAUUCAGCUUAUGCUGAAGAUGGAAAUUUUGAGAACAACACGAAGACAGAAGAAAUUUCAGACAACGGGCUUGCAGAUUGUGAUGUGUAUGUGAAGACUACUAGCCAAGAUACGAAGUCGGAGCUGGAGCAGUAUUUAGAAGAUUCUUUGUCGCCUCGCCACCAAGAGAUGGAUGUGUUGAAAUGGUGGGAAGAGAACAAGCUCAAAUAUCCAACUCUUUCAAAAAUGGCUCGCGAUAUUUUGACCAUCCAGGUAUCUACUGCUGAACCUAACACUGUAUUUGAUACCGAGAUCAAAGAACUGGAUUCGUACCGGAGUUCUUUGAGACCUGAAACAGUGGAAGCCCUUGUGUGUGCUAAAGACUGGCUUCGGUACGGACCUGAAGCGUCCACAGAAGUUUCUAAUGCGCUUGCGGAAGUAAAGGGUCUUGGAUCUUAGUGUUUACAUGUCUCUUAACAGUAGGAUUUUUAUUAGACUCGAUUAGUCUUCUAUUUCUUCAUAUCAGGCUAGAUUCUGCCUCAACUGCAAAGAAUAUAUAGAUUGCUUUAA
Molecule: messenger RNA, 3411 nt
Organism: Populus euphratica (Euphrates poplar)
Lineage: Eukaryota; Viridiplantae; Streptophyta; Magnoliopsida; Malpighiales; Salicaceae
Product: zinc finger BED domain-containing protein DAYSLEEPER-like
Exons: 1
Coding region: 1150-3300 (716 amino acids)
Molecular function (GO): DNA binding; protein dimerization activity
Source: RefSeq, a predicted model, not a curated record